Strongylus vulgaris is the source of this 1302-nucleotide messenger RNA. The record is from the annotation of a GenBank genome assembly. NCBI's taxonomy places the organism in Eukaryota, Metazoa, Nematoda, Chromadorea, Rhabditida, Strongylidae.
GAACCUGAUCAACCAUAUCAAGAAACGAUGAAUGGUUCUUCGAUACAAAUUCAAAUUGCACUUAGGAAAAAGACGUUUAAUUUCAAACGCUCGGAAGAGGUGCUCAAUGCACUCAAGGAGGGAAACACUGGAGCAAUGGAGCGCGAAAAGCCGAGGUUGGACAUGAAAACUCUGAAAGGAAAGAAGUUUUUAGCUCCUCUUACUACUGUGGGUAAUCUCCCAUUUCGUCGCCUCUGCGUGGAUUUUGGUGCUGAAAUCACUUGUGGUGAAAUGGCUCUUGCAACCAGUCUUUUAUCAGGAACUCCAUCAGAGUAUUCCUUAGUGAAGAGACAUCCAAGUGAAAAAUUCUUUGGUGUACAAUUGGCUGGAGGAUUUCCCGACACGAUGGCGAAGUCAGCGCAAAUACUUGUUGAUGAAAUGAAUAUUGACUUCAUAGACAUAAAUAUGGGCUGCCCAAUAGACGUUGUGAAUCAAAAGGGUGGUGGAUGCGCUUUGCCUAAUCGGCCAAGUAAAUUGGUGGAAGUAAUCUCGGCAAUGCGAGGAGUAAUGCGCGAUGUUCCUUUGACAGUUAAACUUCGCACUGGCCUUAGAGAGGGUAUUCUCACAGCGGACGAAACCAUCAGAACCAUGGUUGCGUCGGCUAGACCAGAUUUGAUCUCAUUUCAUCCGCGCAGCAAGGAACAACGUUACACGAAGCUAGCUAACUGGGAUUUCGUGACUCCGUGCCUUGAGGCUUGCGGCGAUGUACCUUUAUGGGUAUGCGGCGAUGUUCUUAGCUGGCAGGAUUACUAUCAGCGAUUAGAACUGUACCCUAUCAGUGGCGUGAUGGUUGCGCGUGGAGCUCUCAUUAAACCUUGGAUUUUCACUGAAAUCGAAGAACGUAGGACUUGGGAUAUUUCAGCGAACGAAAGACUGGAUUUGUUGAGGAAGUUCGUAAAUUAUGGGCUAGACCACUGGGGUAGCGAUGAUGCUGGCGUGGAGAGGACGAGACGCUUCCUUUUAGAGUUCUUGUCAUUUCAGUGCAGGUCGUCUUUGUCUUUGUUCAAACACCUCAUCAUUUUUUCUUGUUCAUUUGCGGAAAUCAUUGCAACAUUGUACUUAAGAUACAUUCCUGUUGGCCUUCUUGAGCGACUACCACAGCGCAUCAACGAUCGCCCCCCUCUUUAUCGUGGACGCAACGAACUAGAAACAUUGUUAGGUAGUGGACGAGCAUCAGAUUGGAUUGAAAUAAGCCGCAUGAUCCUGGGACCGACUCCCGAAGGUUUUACUUUUAUACCAAAACACAAGGCUAGUUCCUACUAA